Zootermopsis nevadensis is the source of this 1276-nucleotide messenger RNA. Its product is annotated as intraflagellar transport protein 22 homolog. NCBI's taxonomy places the organism in Eukaryota, Metazoa, Arthropoda, Insecta, Blattodea, Termopsidae. The record is from RefSeq and is a predicted model, not a curated record.
GGUCAUGCGGGUUACCCCAUUCCUAGGCAAACACGACUUGUAGACAUGGACAGGCCCAUUAAGUGUUACAUAAAAUUAAAAAUAAUAUGAAGAUUUCACCUAAAAUAAAAGUUUCACACACGGCGCAACAACCAAGAAAACAGUCAUCUCCAGACUCGCCACCGUGGAAACCUCAAAUCCUACAAAGUUCGCCAUGAAUGUAUACAUGUGAAUUUUUCCUGUGGGCCUUAAAAUCAAGAUUGUCGCAUUCGAGUGGAAAAACAACAAUUGCAAAUUUUCUGUCAGACGCUACUGAAAACUCGAGUGGUGAAUACCGACCAACUCAGGGAGUUCGGAUAUUGGAGUUUGAAAUGCAAAACUUGAAUGUCAACAAUGAAAAGUUAAAAGCAGAAAUUGAGCUAUGGGAUUGCAGUGGUGAUCAUAAGUUUGAAGCAUGCUGGCCAGCUCUACAGCGAGACACUCAUGGAAUUAUAUUUAUUUAUAAUCCAUCCUCAGCACACCAUGCAAGAGACUUAGAACUGUUGUACAACUAUUUUGUCACACAAACGGGUUUCAGCCACAAAAAUUGUGUUGUGUUUGCCAACCAAAUGCGACCUGCUGAUAAGGACCUCAAGCUCUCUUCUAAGAUGUUAAACAUAUCCUCAUGGGUACUUCAAGUACCAGUAAGUGUUGAGGAAAGUGGGAAUCGAUUACAAGCAGAUUUCAGCAGCUUUAUAGCAUCUGUAUUAGGAAGACUAAGGGAUCACAGUGAACAAGAAGAACUCAACAUUAUCAACAUGCAGUCUGCUUAGAAUUUAUUUAGUCUGGACAUGUUUUUCUGCAGUCCAACGCACCUUAUUAGAAUAAUGUAUACAAUAACAAAUUCUGUCUGGUUUCUUGUGAUAAGUUUUCUUAAUUUAUUCUUUCCACAGUUACCCUCCUGACAUAAUAACCUGUGAUGGGGCAUAAAGGACACCUUUGGAACUUCCAUGUACUGCAGAGUACACCUUUUUGGUCUUCAUAUUAUUACACACUGGGUUACUCAGUAGGCAAUUUUUGAAAUGUGCAUUGUUCAAAGUGAAAUAGACAAGCAGAAAUUUUACAUUUUGCCUCAAUAUACCAACAGAUUUAACUGGAAAGUCUGGAAAAUAAACUAUGAAAUGUUAUUGAUUCAUCAGUUAUUUUAUGGUAAUGUAUGUUUCAACUACUGUAGUGCUGAAUGAGUAAGAUAAUUUUAUGAUUUGAAGCUUUAACAGUGACUAAAUGCAAUAAAAAUCCUUUUGGGCCUUCAGUUACA